CCCCUGGCAGUAUAGCAGCUAAUACACCUCCUUGCCACGAACGUCACGGCAAGUGGAUAUGACAAGCCCCAUAAUUUGUGCCUUGUUAGUAAGUUAGACGGGGAAGGACUGUACUGAUCGGGUGUAAUUAAUGGGAAAUGAAUAAUUACCAAACGACCCCUGAAUGCGUAAAUUAAGAAGAGGACCUCAUAAUAAGAUGUGAAAAGAGACAAAAUGUAAAUAUAUAUGUAUCCUGGACUUAUCAAAAUACUUGGAAGCAAAUAAAAAAAUAUAUUUAUUAUUCUAAUCAUGAUUAGGACCUUAACAUUUUCACUCUCAUUCAUGACCUCAUCCAUACAAGUGCUAUUCUAUCUCAUUCGUUCUUGGAUAUUACGUUGUUGAUUAUGAUGAUGCGAUGGAAGAUUCCGCAACCAUCUUUUACCAUUAAGCCCUCCUCCUUCACUUUCUUCCCUUACUACCCAGUGAUAUCCACACCAAGAUAUUAUUAGAAUGUUGAUGAGCUCUGUCUUCGACUCCAUUGAACCCCUUCAUCUCAAAGUCUCUUCUUUUCUACCAAUUUCACUUUCCACCAAACACCCUAAUCUUCACCCUCUCACUCUAUCUUUCAGAACCAAUUCCCAAAUUGCCCCUUGUAAACCCAUUAAAUGGCACAUCAGUGCUUGUGCAGCUGGUCAAGAAAUCGACAUGGAAAGAACCAAAGAAGGAUUAUACACAGCUAAGCCUAAGAAAGUUGUAAUCUUGUGGGACUUAGACAAUAAACCACCACGUGGGCCACCUUACGAGGCAGCCAUGUCGCUGAAAAAGGUAGCACAAUGUUUUGGUGAAGUUGUGGAUAUGUCUGCCUAUGCCAAUCGCCAUGCUUUCAUCCAUCUUCCUCGGUGGGUUGUUGAACAGAGGCGUGAAAGACGACAUCUUGAUAUUCUUGAACGUAAAGGGGUUGUUACCCCGUCGGAACCUUAUGUGUGUUCUGUCUGUGGACGAAAAUGUAAGACCCAUUUAGAUUUAAAGAAGCAUUUUAAGCAGUUACAUGAAAGGGAAAGGGAAAAAAAGCUCAGUCGUAUGAGGUCACUAAAAGGGAAGAAAAGACAGAGAUUUAAAGAGAGGUUUGUUGAUGGUAAUUAUAAGUAUAGAGAGGCUGCUAAGAGUUUGAUAACACCCAAAGUGGGUUAUGGUUUAGCUUCUGAGUUGAGGAGAGCUGGGGUUUAUGUAAAGACUGUAGCAGAUAAGCCACAGGCAGCAGAUUGGGCAUUGAAAAAGCAAAUUAAACAUUCAAUGAGUAGAGGAAUUGAUUGGUUGUUUUUGAUCUCUGAUGAUUCUGAUUUUUGUGCUAUGUUGAGGAGAGCAAAGGAGGCAAAUUUGGGAACAGUAGUAGUGGGGGAUUGGGACGGGGCACUGGGGAGGCAUGCUGAUUUAUGGGUUCCAUGGAAUGGGGUAGAAAAUGGGGAGAUAACGGAGAAGGAUUUAGUGUUAAAGACUGAGAGGAGGAAGGAGUCUUGGGAUAGAAGUAAUGCACGGUUUUCUGUAAGUGAGUUCAAUGGUAGGGUAAGAGAGGAGGAUACUAGUUUAGGAAGUUUGAUGGAUGACAUUGUUGAGGAUUUGAAGUCUUCUGGCACAAGGAUUUCAGCUUUCUCUGAGGGGGAGGAGGAUGAAGAAUUUGAAGAACUGGACGAGGAGGACUGGCUUCGAGCAAGAUUGGAUCAACCAGGCGAUGACGAAUAUAAUACAGAGGACUCCAUAGUCAGCGACGAAGAAGAGGGGGGCUACUUAUUGGACAGUGAGGACGAAGAUACAGGCGAGAUGGUAUAAAGUGCUGAUGAAAGCGAUAAGAGCAACAACGGUGUGGCAUUGGUUUAUCAGAAGAUUAAUACGGAUUGAUUGAGAUAAGGUCAUAUGCUCUGUGAAAAUGAGGUUUAAUGUAAGGUGGCUAAAGCAAUUUGACUUAUUGGCCGAGUUUGUGUAUGUCAGUUCGACUAUCUUAAGAGUAUGUGACGUAACACAGAUGUAAUCUAAUUUUUGGUUAUGAAAGUAUUGCUUUGAAAGUUUACAGUGGUUGUAUUCCUUUCACAAAAUUUCUACAAGGUCAUAAUGUGCUUCUCAACUUCAGGGAACAUUGUCACAAAUUUGAAUAUAAUACGAGGCUAAUUCCA
Molecule: messenger RNA, 2147 nt
Organism: Capsicum annuum
Lineage: Eukaryota; Viridiplantae; Streptophyta; Magnoliopsida; Solanales; Solanaceae
Exons: 1
Coding region: 490-1806 (438 amino acids)
Source: RefSeq, a predicted model, not a curated record